AUGGCCAAUGUACACGGACUUUUCAGCGGUCGCAACAAUGAUGAUUCAGACGAAGAUGAUUCCAACAACCGCUUUGUAGGAGGCAUUUCUGAUCGCGGAGGUGGCAGUGGUCUCGCUGUGGAACCCAACCAUGGGGAUGCUCCCAAUCCCGACGGUAUUUUCCAACGCGCCGAACAAGCAGGUGCUGCCGAUGAGGCUGGAGAGGAGUCCCGUCGCACCAUUACCAUGUACCGGGAUGGCUUUGUGGUGGACGAUGGUCCCUAUCGUCGACUCGAUGAUCCGGCCAAUGCCGAAUUCCUCCGGGCACUUGCCACGGGACGUACGCCUCCCGAAUUGGUGGAAGGAGUGUCGGGUGAUAUUACGGUUGGGUUGGUCGAUAAGCGAACCGAAGAGUUUGUCGAAGCCUUUCGGUCGUUUUCGGGAGCUGGGGCGACCUUGGGUGCUUCGAGUGCGGUCCAAGGAAAUACCGUGGAAGCAGCCAGCUUGCCGGCGGCUGUCGAGGUGGAUGCGGGUCGUCCUUCUACUUCGAUUGCGGUCCGAUUGCCCAAUGGACAGCGCAAGGUGGUCAAGGUCAAUUUGGAUUCCUCUGUCUUGCAAGUGGCGGCCAGUGUUCGACCACACUUGGGUGAUGAUGUGACUAGCUUUCGUUUGGUCUCGGGCUUUCCACCCAAGCCACUGGAAGACUUUGAAGCCACUGUGGAAGCAGCUGGGUUGAAGGGAGCUCAAGUACAGAUACAAAAGGCAUAA
Molecule: messenger RNA, 747 nt
Organism: Cylindrotheca closterium
Lineage: Eukaryota; Bacillariophyta; Bacillariophyceae; Bacillariales; Bacillariaceae
Source: the annotation of a GenBank genome assembly